This is a messenger RNA of Saxophila tyrrhenica, 576 nucleotides long. RefSeq lists its product as uncharacterized. Bases 1 to 576 code for a protein of 191 amino acids. The record is from RefSeq and is a predicted model, not a curated record. NCBI's taxonomy places the organism in Eukaryota, Fungi, Ascomycota, Dothideomycetes, Mycosphaerellales, Extremaceae. The transcript has 2 exons.
AUGCUCUUCUCAGGUGAAGAAGCGCUCGCAUACUUAUACUUCGUGUUCGAAGGUCUCACAUCGUCAUGCUUUCCAUCUAUACGCUCUUGCCUAGUUGGGAAGAACGAGGUGGAAGCGGAAGAGCAAGCCACCGACUCGAUCGAUGUUCCACAAGCCACACGGUCAAGAGACUAUUCGCCAGGAGGAGCCGUGCCGUUUCUGACAAAGCUCAUUGGCCGUGCCAGGACGUUUGAAUACGACCUGGCUGUUAAGGGUGUUGACGCCGUGACCGCCGAGCGCAUCGGCUGGGUCAAUACUGCUUACGGUCCAAACGAUGAGAUGCAGGCCGCUGUGAAUGAGUUGGCUGGCAGGAUUGCGUUGUUCCCGAAGCAGUCUCUCGUUGCGACGAAGAAGAGUAUCAACUACGAUCGUCCAAGCGAGGAUAAUCUGAAUGAGGAUGUGGUGGCCAUGAAUGAGUUGAGGGUGAAGCCUAUGUCGGAGAAGCUGAUGACCAAGUUUAUACACCUGACCGACGACUUCAAGAAGAACGAGUUCGAGCUGAGGAUGCCGGAGGAUCUUGUUCAGUUGUAUGAGUGA